CAGCUUCCCACUUCCGGUGUGUAUUGCUACUAACCUACAACUCACGUCAGAAUCGAAAGUCGUCUGGAUUGUGACCAGCGUGUCAUCCAAGAUGUUGGCUCUCAUAAACAAGCUUCUGGACUGGUUCAGGUCCCUGUUUUGGAAAGAAGAGAUGGAACUGACACUCGUGGGACUUCAGUAUUCCGGGAAGACCACGUUCGUCAAUGUGAUCGCUUCGGGCCAGUUCAGUGAAGACAUGAUUCCUACAGUUGGAUUCAACAUGCGGAAGGUCACAAAAGGCAACGUGACAAUAAAAAUUUGGGAUAUAGGUGGACAGCCCCGCUUCCGAAGCAUGUGGGAACGCUACUGUCGAGGAGUCAAUGCUAUUGUGUACAUGGUAGAUGCAGCAGAUCGAGACAAAAUAGAAGCAUCCCGAAAUGAACUCCACAACUUGUUGGACAAACCGCAACUUCAAGGGAUUCCGGUUCUCGUGCUCGGCAACAAACGAGACCUGGCCGACGCGCUGGAUGAGAAGCAGCUUAUUGAAAAGAUGAACCUGUCAGCCAUUCAGGAUCGGGAAAUCUGCUGCUAUUCGGUAUCCUGCAAAGAGAAAGACAACAUAGAUAUCACGUUGCAGUGGCUCAUCCAGCACUCAAAGUCGCGGAGAAGCUGAAGGUGAGAACCGCAGCUGCGGCCCGAGCGCCCCCACCCCCCUCCGCCAACACUUGCGAAUCGUCCACGGUCAUCCCUUCAACUGCCUCUGUGAAGUACUUCAGUUCCGUCCGUCCGCCCACCCGCUGCCGCCGCAACACGCCCGCGCCGCUGCUCACGACUCUCGUAGCUGUGUCGUCCUUGUACAGCACCAGUAGACCAACUUUUCUUCGGAGGCCUGAAAUGUUCUCAGCGCGAGAAGGUGCAUUGUUCAUGCCCGUCAUGCCUUAGCGCCCGUCCUCGUGAACGUUUUCCUCGGCACGGGAGUCCAAUCUCAUUGCCGUAAUUCUCCCUCGUUACAUCACAAAUGACUCCAAUCUGCUUUGGCGUUUACAAUGCGGUUGUGGUUUUGCCAAAUGAAGUUCACGCCUUCAACCACCGGUCGCAACGUAGCCGUAAUUUGCGGAAGGUGGCCAAUUAGCUGAUAGGCUUGAAUUCGAGUUGGAACAAAGAUGAGUAAAAGGUGAAAAGAAUGAGCGCUUGUUGCUGUCUCAGGCAGAAAUAGGCCUGUUGAGUUUUAAGUGCCUUUUGGCUGAGUGAGAGCUCCAAUUAGACAGCAGUCAUUGCCCAAAGCGACGUCUAAUGCACUAUUAUGAAAUUGUUGCAGACAGACUUAAAUUCUUUGAUUACACACCAAGCAUUCAGUCUGGAGUCUUGUGGGAAAAUGCAAACAAAUUGAGAACAUUUCGCCGAGUUGUUGCGUUUGAAGGCCUCUUACCCUUUGUCUAGCUUUCUAUGUAAGUGACAACUGCCAGGUCUUUUUAUUUUGAAAGCGGCAAAGAUUCGCAGAGGUAAAAUGGGUGCGGCUAAGUAGCUGGUUUUAUAAUCCUUAUUUUUUUCAGGUUGAAUAACAAAGCAAGUGUCAGUCAAGAGCAACAGGGGGAGUCACAGAGAGCAAACACGCUCGACGAUCAUUUUGAGUCUCGCUAAAAGACGGAUUGAUUGUCGUCUCCAAGACCGUUUUCUCCCUUUUAUCCACGUGACGCUUGAAUCAUUUCUAAUCACCCGCUCCAUGUUAGCCGCUCGGUUACUAUCUCCAACGGUGGCCUGGAUGGCAUUUAUUCAUCAGCCCAUCUCAUGUGUCCAGUCAUCACACGCUCCCUGUCGUCAUGUUGUCCUGUUUAUUGGUGAUGAGCAGAAUACUAAUUGUCAAGUGUUGUGACUGCAGCAGAAGCGAAGGGCCGUCAUGUCGGGUCAACUGGGAGAAGAAAAAGCUUGUGUAAUAUUAUAACAAUUUGCAUGUGCUAAUAUUAGUCAUCUUCAUUUGCAGACUUUGUAAAUAAGCAGUUGGCAUUUUUAUUCCAACAAAUGCUCCUGUAGAUGUCAUGCCUUCUUUCCAUGUGAUUGCUAAUAAAUUUGUUCUUUUUUUUUAA
Molecule: messenger RNA, 2063 nt
Organism: Syngnathus typhle (broad-nosed pipefish)
Lineage: Eukaryota; Metazoa; Chordata; Actinopteri; Syngnathiformes; Syngnathidae
Gene: arl8bb
Product: ADP-ribosylation factor-like 8Bb
Exons: 7
Coding region: 92-652 (186 amino acids)
Biological process (GO): protein transport; anterograde axonal transport
Cellular component (GO): lysosomal membrane
Molecular function (GO): GTPase activity; GTP binding
Source: RefSeq, a predicted model, not a curated record